CCUCUGUCCAUUCUGACAGGUAGUAUAGAAUACUGUGUAAUGGAGCCCACCACCUAUGGAUAUUUAAUCUUACUAUCGUCCUCCUCCACACACCCGUAUGCUCUGUUUCCCCCAUUUACAUUCUCUCUCUCUCUCCAUCGCCAUUGUUGCUUCUGAAGUUCUUCCCUCUGGUUAUGAGUACUUAGAUUUGAAGCCACGGAGCAGCUGUAGAACAUCUAAGAUCUGAUUUUACUGGCGGAUGAGAUCAACGCACUGACUGGUAUCUCUCUGUCAAUCAUUUUCCAAAGAACUAAGCUGGACCGCAAACUCCUUUCUACCGGUGGUGGUAUCGCCGCUGAGAAAAGCAAAUAAGGUUAAUAUGGAUAUUGAGAGGGACAACAUUCCAGGAAGUUUUAUGGAACUACUGAACAUGGUUGAGCAGCCCAUGUCAAAUUUCAAUCAAGAAAACACUAUGAACUCAGUACCAGAAGAAAGUUCGUGCUUUUCUGAUAGACCAUAUUGUUCAGAAGACACUGAUGUACUUUCGAGACCUAACUUAAGGGUUGACACUUAUGAUUAUGUCGAUGACUCAAAUGAAGUUCAGUCCAGUCUUGAAUGUAUGAAAGAAAAAGUUGCGAUUGCUGAUAUGAUAUCUGCCCCUGAAAAUCUUGACGAGCAGUACUUAUUUUCUGCAUACAAUGUUCAGAUUGAGGAGUCAGAUUCUAAUGAACGAUACCUUGAAGGAGGACAAGUUGGAGCUGUGGAACACGGAAUUAGAAGUUUUUGUGAAGACACAUCUGUUCAAAUGUUAAGGCCGGUUGUUGGUAUGAAGUUUUCAUCAAAGGCAGAAGCAUAUGACUUCUACAAUACAUAUUCUUGGGUGCUUGGUUUCAGUAUUCGGAAUGGUGAUAAUUAUAUUAAUUGCAAUGGCGUACAGACAAUGCAGGAAUUAAUUUGCCAACGAGCACCCAGAUCCCCACCGGCCAUGCUGGCGGCGAGAACCCUGAGACGGACAAGCGACUGUGCCUCCACCUUCCAGAUGACGCCUCGCCGCAAGAAGAAGACGCGGGGACUUGGAUGUUGACCAUGACGACGGCGUCCUUCUCGUGUGGUUCGAGUUCGAGCUCAAGGCCGAGGUGGCUGUCCUUGGGGACGCACUCCUCUUCGACAGUCUGACUCAUCGUAAAUGGCAGGACGCACCACGUGUCUUACUAGCCGGACGCGUCCUUCGACGGCGCACAACGGCGUCAUGCGACGACAGGACGCUACAUCAGCCGAGGACUGGCCGCCGAGUCAGUGUCCCCUCCACCCAGCAUGGUACAUCCCGUUCCUCUUCUUCUACCCAUACUCCGGUGGCUGCAGCGUCAGAGGUCAUGAACGUGACUUGAUCGAUUCCUUGAUUCCUUCUCUAGGUGCAAGCAAAGUAGCAAACACACACGUACACAGUUUACGAGCCGCCAGCUAGCUUGAACAAAUUGAUCUCUCACCGGAAAACGCACUAGAACACCACACACAAGUAGGCGACAGAGGAUACUUGUGGUGCGGCGCCGGACGACAGACUAUAGUUAGUCUUUUUUUUUUUAAGGGUUUAUAGUUCUUCUUUGGAGGAUUUAUUUUGUUAUUUUACUGAUGCAUGAGCAAGUAACCAUCAUUCAUAUUGACAAGACAUUGCAAUCUCUCUUACUCAGGUAUGUAGUUCUGUAAUGAUGUUUGAGUGAUACUGAAGAAAAUGAUCUAUGAGCAAGUCACCCUUGCUUACCUUUUCAGCCAGGCAGCCACCUCCAUUUUCUAUCAUUCUUAACACUAUUAUUUUGAUUAAUGUGUUGUUUGCAGACAUAUAUGUGUUACAUAUAAUAGUCAAAUGAAAUUGUCGUGCAAGAUCUACAUAUUUUUCUUUAAUGGAUUGAUGUGGAACAGGAUUGUGGCAUAGUAUUGAUCUCAUUAUUUGGAUAUACAUGUUUAUCACUCAGAUUAUGUCUCCUUAAACAGGCACAUAUUAAACUUAAUUGAAGUGCCAUGUAUGUCUUGUAUGGGCCUCUAGCAGCAUGGCUUGGUGUCCUUUAAGUUGCCAUUUAUGUCAUAAUUUUCUAUGCUUGGAAAAUAUUAAGUUCAUCAAUUUGUAGUAAAUUCAUGGUAUUCUGCCUAAAUUAACUCUCAUUGUGCAUUGCAGGCUCUACUUAAUAGUCCAAAUGAAAGAUAGAUAAAAACAGAUGUAGAACUAGCAUCCAUUUUGAACCAUAUGUUUGAUACUGCAGCCCGUGUUCAAGAACUAUUGUACUGCAAACACAAGGAAGGAUGUGCAGGCUGGUAUUGUCUCCUUGAAACCACUCAAAUAAAGAGGACUCUCAAGGUUAUUUUCUGGAGCUGGGGUCCCUUGGUGAUUCUUGAUUGUAGCUGAGAUAACCAUAGCUGAAAAUCUCUAUAUUAAUGAAAGUUGAAGUGUUGUCACAUUCAGAAGAAAAAAAAAGGUACAAUUGGUCUUUCUUAGUUGAUAGCAUUUGAUAUAUGCCAUAUGCUAAUUAAUGCUUGGCUGCCACUGUUCUAUGCUUUGAUGCACAAUCCAAUAUUUCACAGCAAUGUGAGAUAAUGAAUGUGAAUAUUCCUCUUCGACA
This is a messenger RNA of Triticum aestivum (bread wheat), 2591 nucleotides long. RefSeq lists its product as uncharacterized. NCBI's taxonomy places the organism in Eukaryota, Viridiplantae, Streptophyta, Magnoliopsida, Poales, Poaceae. The record is from RefSeq and is a predicted model, not a curated record. The transcript has 7 exons. The coding region runs from base 359 to 1063 and encodes 234 amino acids.